AGGUUCGCUUUACGGCAGCGCCCGCCGGCGGCAGGAGGAGCGCGCGCGGGCCCGCACGUGUCGCCAUGAAGCGGCCCAAGCUGAGGAAAGCCAGCAAGAGGCUGAGCUGCCACAAGCGGUACAAGAUCCAGAAGAAGAUCAGAGAACACCACCGGAAAGUCAGGAAGGAGGCCAAGAAGCGUGGACACAAAAAGCCCAAGAAAGAUCCCGGUGUUCCCAAUGCUGCACCGUUUAAGGAGCAGCUUCUACGAGAAGCAGAGCAAAGAAAGCAGAGGCUUGAAGAACUAAAACAAAAGCAGAAGCUCAACAGACAGAAAGAACAUGAAAAGAAGAGGAAGCUUGAAGCUAAAAAGAAUGCAGCCAAAACCAAAGAAAAAGCAGAGGGAAAGGAAUCUUCUAGCAAGUCUAAAGCAAAGACUAAGAAACUGCUGGAUAAAAAUUCAAAGCAAUCAUUUUGCAGGGAGCUCAACAAGGUGAUGGAGGCCUCAGAUGUGAUUCUAGAGGUUUUAGAUGCAAGAGAUCCAAUGGGCUGCCGGUGUCCUCAGCUGGAGCAAGCUGUAACUUCCUCUGGAGGAGACAAAAAGCUCCUGUUGGUUCUAAACAAAAUUGAUUUAGUGCCAAAGGAGAACUUGGAGAAAUGGUUGAACUACUUGAAGAAGGAGUUCCCAACAGUUGCUUUUAAAUCAGCAACACUGAUGAAGGACAAGACUAUGCAGCAACAGUUCACCAAAAGACGUGCACGUGUUGAUAUAGCACUGAACACUGAACGUUUUGGAAGCAAAUGCCUUUUGAAACUACUUCAAGAGCACGUCAAGACUCUAAAUAAACCCAUUCAGAUUGGAGUAGUAGGUUUCCCUAAUGUGGGAAAGAGCAGCAUCAUCAACAGUCUGAAAGGAGUUCGUGUUUGCAAUGUUGGCCUGACAAGAGGUGUUACCAAGUCCAUGCAAAUUGUGCACAUUGAUAAACAGAUAAAGAUGUUAGACAGUCCAAGCAUAAUUGCAACUCCUUCCAACAAUGCCCUGGCUCUGGCCUUGAGAAGUAUCAUAGACAAUGAAGAAUCAGGCUCAGCAGAUGUGCUUGAAGGAGUAGAUGCCAUUCUAAAUCGCUGCAGUAAACAGCAGGUAGUGAUGCACUACAGCAUGCCAGAUUUCAGGAACACUGAGGAGUUCUUAACUCUGCUUGCCCAGAAAAGGGGUAUGCUGAAAAAGGGAGGUGUUCCUGACAUAGAGAAUGCAGCUAAGUUACUACUUUGUGACUGGACAGGAGCUAAAAUAAGCUAUCACUCACAACCUCCAGGAUCUCAGAAACCACCACCCUAUCUUACAGAAGACAAAAUAGCUGAAAUGCAGGCCUGCUUUAAUUUAAAGAACCUUGAAGAAGAAAACAACAACACUAUUCAAGCUUUAAAAUACCCCAGUCCUGCAAGUAGCAUCAUUUUCCAGUCACCUGGUAUGACAGAUGGGACAAUAGAGGAAAAUAAAGUGAUAGAGGAGGCAUCAGAGUGGGAAAACUUGGAAACAAACAUGGAGGAAGAAGAGGAGGAAGAGGAGGAGGAUUUCACAGAAAGUGACGAUGAUCAAGAUGAUAUGGAAGAAGAAAACAAUGAAAAAGAGGAAAGCAAAGCUCAGGUUGCCAGGAAAGCAAAGCUUGGAAAACAACAAACAAGCCUUACAAAUUCAGAAAAGCAGAUAGCAGAUGAGCAUUCCACUUCACUAUCACUCAGCCUGGAUAAGACAGCAGAUGAAGAUGAUGCCUAUGAUUUUAAUACAGACUAUGUUUAAUGACAUGUGUGAAGACAUAGUUUGGAGGCUCUUGUUACUGGCUUCCAGAAAAGUCAUGAAGACUUGUGUAGUAGCAGAAGUUGGAAGAAUGCUGCAUACCAGAGCUGCUGAAAAGAUUAACAAUUAUUGCUGUGUCAAAUAAUGUACAUUAAUAGUGUAUCUGCUUUCAUUGUUCCAGAUUUUAUUCUAGUCUGUGUUCAGCUUUAAGUCCUAAAUUUUGUCCUGUAUUUAAAAAGUCUUAUUUUAAAAAUUUGUAAUGGACUGAGUUAAUCUGUUCACUUUACCUUAUGAAAAGACAUUUCAAAAGGAUAAACCUUUUAUCAUUUUCUUUGAAAAAGAAUGGCAAGUAUUUAAUUCUAAUCACACUCAACUAAAUUUCCUUGCAAGUUUU
This is a messenger RNA of Calypte anna (Anna's hummingbird), 2172 nucleotides long. RefSeq names its product G protein nucleolar 3 (gene GNL3). The transcript has 15 exons. The record is from RefSeq and is a predicted model, not a curated record. Lineage: Eukaryota; Metazoa; Chordata; Aves; Apodiformes; Trochilidae. Gene Ontology annotation, cellular component: nucleolus. Bases 66 to 1781 code for a protein of 571 amino acids. Gene Ontology annotation, molecular function: GTP binding.